AUGAUGGUCUACGACAAGAAGAUUGACGACUACAACUUUGGCACCCUGUUGAGGGCCUCCCCCAAGACCGAGUACGGCGAGAAGGAGACCAUCUUUGUGCCGCGCAUGCAGUUUUAUGCCGUCGAGAUUGCGAGAAACCGCGCCGGCCUCAACGACUGGGUUUACGAGGAGGCCGAAAAGGAGAGGAAGAAGGCCAAGGGCAGCAGCGCAUAG
This is a messenger RNA of Sordaria macrospora k-hell, 213 nucleotides long. RefSeq lists its product as uncharacterized. Lineage: Eukaryota; Fungi; Ascomycota; Sordariomycetes; Sordariales; Sordariaceae. Gene Ontology annotation, cellular component: cytoplasm. The record is from RefSeq and is a predicted model, not a curated record.